AUGAACGCAGACGAAAUUAUACAACUAAAGAAGUCGUUGACGAAAGCGCUAGAAAGCGGGAAGAUCGUUAGUGUCCUUGAAUUAAUGAAUAAACUCAAGGAUAAAGUCCCUUCAAAAGAAGUUUUAAAGAGAACAGAAAUUGGUCUUAUUAUUGGAAGGCAACGUACACAUCCAAAUCCCGAAGUAGCCAAACUUGCAAAAGAAAUUGUAAAGAAAUGGAAAGACGCAGUUAAUACAAUAAAACCUAAUGACAUACCAAAUGGCUUUACAAAGUCGACUGUCCCAGAGAGUAAAGCUGAAACAGCAAAAAGUGUUACAUCCAAACCAAGUCCGAAGGUUAAUGGAAAACCUAGACCACCCAAAAGAGAAAACACACAAGAUUCUGUAAUCUCAUCAUCAUCUGACACACCAACAUCAAUUAGCUCCGAAAAACAAGAACGCAAUUUUGAUCGUGAUCGCCCUGCUUAUAAAAGCACAAAUAAUUCUGCACGAGAUAAAUGCGUAAAGAUGCUAUAUGAUUCAAUGGCAUUUGAUUCAUGUGCCGAUUCUGAUCUUAUUCUUUUGCGUGCCAUCACUGUUGAAAAAACGGUAUUUGAUCAAUUUGGAAGACAAGUAGUUGACAAAUAUCGUGAUAAAUUACGUGGAUUGAUUUCAAAUCUUAGAGAUAAAAAGAAUCCAGGUCUUAGGAAACGUGUUGUCGAUGGCGAGUUGCAAGUCCAAAACUUUUGCACGAUGUCCAAGGAAGACAUGGCAUCAGAGGAGAAAAAAGCCAGAGACAAUGAGAUUCGACAAGAAAAUCUUUUUAAGGCACGUGGUGCUGGACCAGCACAAGCCGAGACUGAUAUGUUUCUUUGCGGAAAGUGUCGUAAUCGUAAAUGCACUUAUUACCAGAUGCAGACUAGAAGCGCUGAUGAACCUAUGACGACCUUUGUUACUUGUACAGUUUGUAACAAUCAUUGGAAGGACUCUUCUGGUGAUCCUUGA
Molecule: messenger RNA, 984 nt
Organism: Scutellospora calospora
Lineage: Eukaryota; Fungi; Glomeromycota; Glomeromycetes; Diversisporales; Gigasporaceae
Source: the annotation of a GenBank genome assembly